AUGGGUGAAGAAGACCUAUUUGGGAGCGGGAGCGAGGACCAGGGGUCGCCGCGCUCUGAACAGAGCCCGUAUACGUCUGACAACGACUACGAGAGGGAGCCCAAGCGCCUGAAAAUCAAGGAGACCAGCCUGCCUCGAUACGGCCCGAGCCACCAAAGCAAGCAUGUGUUCUUUACCCGCGUUCCGGCGUUUAUUGCUGUUGAUCCCCAGCGGUUUGACGCCGAGACCGCGGUGGAGUCGCUUGCCGCUGAUCAGGACUUUGACGAAAACACCGUGCGCUGGAAAUACGCAAAGACUGCCGACGGCGAGGUUGCCAAAGUCUCCAACGCGCGGAUCGUUGAGUGGAGCGACGGCUCACGAACUCUGCAAGUUGGCUCCGAGCAGUUUGACAUUCGCACCCAAAAGCCCUAUGAGCCCCUGUUUAUUACCAAAAACCACCUCGCGGAGCGAAUGCUGCAAACCGCCAUGGUGGUUGACGAGACCCUCACUCUGUUACCUACAUCCACAACCUCUGCUACACACAAACGAUUGGCUGCAUGGCUGGCCAGUAAACAGCAAUCGAACCGCGUCAAAGUUGGUAUCAUGGCUACUGAAGAAGACCCCGAGCGUAUCCAGCGGGACGUUGAAAAGGCCGAGUCCAUGAAGGAGCGAGCCCGCCGAAAACUAGAGUCUCAACGCCAGACGCUUGACGGAAGACAAUCAAAGUAUUCCUAUGCUGCUGGAGCACAAUUCGACGAAGACGAGGAGGAAGAAGAAGAGCACGAAGAGGAGGAAGAGGAAGCCAGAGAAACCGACGAGGAAGCAUUGGAUAGCGACGAGCUUGAAGCGCUGGACGACGAGGCCGACGAAGCCAAUGCAACUAGAUUGCGUGCUGUUAAAGAAACCGGCGACGACGACGCACCCCUACGCAGGACCCGUGUUUUGGAAGACAGUGACGACGAGGCUGAAUAA
This is a messenger RNA of Wickerhamiella sorbophila, 951 nucleotides long. RefSeq names its product RNA polymerase-associated protein LEO1. Gene Ontology annotation, cellular component: Cdc73/Paf1 complex; nucleus. Gene Ontology annotation, biological process: transcription elongation by RNA polymerase II; positive regulation of transcription elongation by RNA polymerase II. The record is from RefSeq and is a predicted model, not a curated record. Lineage: Eukaryota; Fungi; Ascomycota; Dipodascomycetes; Dipodascales; Trichomonascaceae. The transcript has a single exon. Gene Ontology annotation, molecular function: RNA polymerase II C-terminal domain phosphoserine binding. The coding region runs from base 1 to 951 and encodes 316 amino acids.